Messenger RNA from Colletotrichum higginsianum IMI 349063, 3684 nucleotides. RefSeq lists its product as uncharacterized. Bases 1 to 3684 code for a protein of 1227 amino acids. The record is from RefSeq and is a predicted model, not a curated record. Lineage: Eukaryota; Fungi; Ascomycota; Sordariomycetes; Glomerellales; Glomerellaceae. The transcript has 3 exons.
AUGGACGGAUACCCUGUUGGAAGCCUGGACCACAACAUCCCGUACAUUGUUCUCGCGGGUCUCGCAUCAGGCCCCGCUAGAGACCUACCUCUGAACGCAGAGCUCCGAGACCAGGCUCUUCUCGUUCGGUCAGAACUGCCGAGCAUAGAAAGCCAGGAUGCCGAAGCCUUGAGAGACUACGUCGUGCGCCAGGAUGGAAGAAACCGCCCAUGGAAUGGGAGGGACAGCGGGAAACCGUACAAGCUGCGCGUCACCGUGGCUGGUCGAUCACUUGUUCUUCCUCCCCGUCGCGCCCGGCUUCCAGAGGGCGUCGAUGCUCCCGCGACCCCCGCCGUCUUGCACUCGCCCUUUUCGCCCCUCAGCCCGAUAUCGCCCUUAUAUCCCGACGGCUUGAUGAACACGGAUUGGCUCCAGAAGCACGAUGACAUGGUGCCCAGCGUCUAUGUGUCGUUUUACACGUUGACAGCCGAUCCCACGCUUGCGACACUUCACGAUAACCAGCUCAAGACCGACAUCAAUAACACCAAAGCCGCCCUAAGCAGGUCGGGCUAUAAAACACGUUUUGUAGUGGUUCUUCUGAGCGAUGGUACUGCAUCAUCUUCCGUACAAGAGCUCGUGCAGGAGCGCCUUGACAACAUCAGAAGAGGCGUUGCUCUGGACACUAGGUCGUUCUUCUAUCUGCCGCCUCACGAUAUAUCUACAGACUUGGAACACACUGCAGAUUCCAUGCUGGCGGCCGUAUUUCUUCAGGCUAUAGAGUACUACCGCGACCUCGGCCGUCAUGCUAGGAAGAAACGCGGCCGGGGUGUCGCUCCACAGCCUACGGUACCACCUACAAACACGUCACAAACACUCACGGUGCAAGACUGGAAUGUGCGUUAUGACUACAAGACAGGUGUCUUUGCCGAAUACCGACAAGAAAUGGAUGCGGCGUUACGCUCAUACGACCAAGCAUACGAAGGACUUCUGAGCCAAGAUGUCAUGGACAUCAUUCCCAGCUGGAGUCCGCGGUGGAAUGAAGCGCGGAUGUUGGCCGAUGUCAUCGCGAUACGCAGCAUACGAUGCCUGCUCUGGGGCGGGCAGACGACGACUGCGGUGCGGAGAUGGCAAUUACACCGGGACAGGAUAGCCGAUUUUGUCGACAGGCGCGGCCGGGGCACCAACAACUAUGGCUGGGCCGCGUGGGAAUCAAGAUGGGCCGUCGUCAUGGCCAACUUGAUCGAAAGGGUGGACAUCCGCAGCCUGGCGCCGUCGACGCGAGCUUUGUUCCUCCAGCCGGAAAAGGCUGCUAUGGGCGAACGGCUGCAGCCAUGGGAGAUGCUGCACCACACGGGAUACUGGUACCGCAUUGCUGCUGAGCAUCUGGUGGCUCGCCGGGCGCUCGCUCGAUCCAUACCGGAGGCGGACCGGCGCUCGCCAGACACCACCCCGGCAUCGGCUGUUGCCAGCAAGGCCUUCCAAUACGACACUUACAUGUGUCCAGACCCCCACGAGGAGUUCCCACUUCAGGGGACGGGUGUAAACCACUCUCAACUUAUCAUAGACUGUUUGAUGGCGGCCAGGUCCCAGUUUCAGGCACGGCGACAACUUCGAUUGUCGGCCGAACUGUCGCUGGAAUGUGCCAAAGAAAUGGUCAACCUGAAGGCCUGGGACGACAUAGUGGCGUUGCUGCGGCCGCUGUGGGAGGACAUGUCGUUCAGGACAGAGGGUUGGUUGAACAUCACGGAAGAUCUGAGCUGGGUGUUGCGCGCUGCGGCCGCCCACACUGGCCAGGGUGAGCUUGUGGUCGCCAUCGACUGGGAGCUGAUGAACAGGAAAUUCACGCGGCGGCCCAAGUGGCAUUACGAUAUUUCCAGGUCCCUAGAGGGCCUCAACCUCGAUUCGAGACCAAACGUGACAAUCAACGAUGACCUUGUUUCGUCCUUCAUAUCGGCAUCCUUCAUUUUCAAGACCGAAGAUGGCAAAGCUGGGGAGACUUGCCAGGCGCAGCUCGCGAUCAAGUCGGAUGCCUUCUCGGACGCGAAGCCGGUAACGCUCAAGGGCCUGAAAAUCCAUUUCGAAGGCAGCCUGAAGACCAUCACGCUAGACCACGAAACACAUUCUGCGUCAGGCACAGAAAAAUGCGACGUGACGCUGUCGAACGUGCCACUGGCCCAGGCAGCCCGAGCAGCUGCAGAAGAGGGCGAAGAGGGCUCAUCGGGGCUCAGCGGAUCUGCAAACCUGUCAUUGAAGCCGGGCCACACAAAUAUCUACGAAAUGGCGAUACCCCUACGAGAACCCGGCGAGGCCCAGGCUUCCUCGGUCACUCUAAUACUGGAAGCAGAAGCUUUCACGCUCCACUACACCGUUGCCUUCCACGAUCUGGGAGCGGCGGACUUCUGGUUCAGCCCCUCCUUGUCGAGGAGACGAAUCGUGCGGCAGAGCGCCCAUGUAAUCCAAGUCCAGGCAAGACCGCCCAAGCUGGAGAUCAAGCUUGCACAGCCCCUGGAUCAGUUCUACGCGAACGAGCCGAUGGAUCUGGUCUUGGACGUGGUCAACGCCGAGGAUACAGAGGCAAUUGCCAAGUUGGAAGUCCAUGUCUUUGGCGAACAGAUCCCGCCCUUCCGGGUCUGCAUCGAGGACGACGAGGAACACACCGCGGAAGCCGGAAAGGAGGAAACCAAGCUCACGGGUCUGUCGCUCGGCACGCUGGCGACGUCACAGUCCACCCGCGUCAAGAUCGGCCUGGAUCCGGUGCAGCUGACGACGUCAUACGAUGUGACGCUGAGGGUCUUCUACCAUCUCGUGACGGACCCGGCGACCUUGAUCAUGCAGAUCUUGCCCGUCCAGCUUACCGUCGUCAACCCGUUUGAAGCCAACUACGACCUCAUUCCCCGCCUCCAUCCCGACCCCUGGCCGAGUCUGUUCGAUCACGAGGGUGUCCAGGAUCCGUCUGUGGACGAAGCCGCACUGCAGCCUCGCGGACUGGCGCAGAAGUGGUGCCUCGUGUGCCACUUUGCCUCGUUCGCGACGGAGGACCUGGAGAUCGUCAGUAUGGACGCCGAGGUGGUCGCGUGCCAUAACCAUGCGCGCUGCACUACGGCGACGCGGCCGGAGGUUCCAGAGGGCGGUCUUCGCGUCCCGCCGAAGCAAAUGCAGGAGGCGCGGUUCGAUCUCGUGGCGCAGAAGUUCAGCCUCGACGACCGGGGCCCGGCGUCUCUCGACGUGGCGUUCGUGCUCAAGUGGCGACGGACGAAGUCGUCGACGUCGACGGCGGCUGUUAACACGACCAGGAUGCUCGUCCCGCGGUAUAUUGUAUUGGGCACCGAGCCGCGCGUGCUCGCCUCGUACUCGCUCGCCAACUCGCAGACUGGGCUGAUCAACCUAGACGUCACCAUCGAGAACCCGUCGAGUCACUUUUUGACGUUCGGCCUCGGCAUGGAUCCCAGCGACGAGUUCGCCUUUUCGGGAUCGAAGCAAACGACGGUGCACGUGCUGCCGGUGUCGAGGAGGUCCGUCACGUACCGGCUGCUGCCGUUCACGCGGGGCGACUACAUCCGGCCCACGCUCGUGGUGAGGGACAAGUACUUCCAGAAGGUGCUGAGGAUCAUCCCGACCGAGGGCAUGAAGAUCGACAAGGACGGCCUGCUGGUCUGGAUCCCACCAGAGGAGGGUAAUGAGGAGGGUGAUGGGGAGGACAGCUAG